This is a messenger RNA of Nothobranchius furzeri (turquoise killifish), 4438 nucleotides long. RefSeq names its product tumor protein p53 inducible nuclear protein 2 (gene tp53inp2b). Lineage: Eukaryota; Metazoa; Chordata; Actinopteri; Cyprinodontiformes; Nothobranchiidae. Gene Ontology annotation, cellular component: autophagosome; nucleus. The record is from RefSeq and is a predicted model, not a curated record. Gene Ontology annotation, biological process: positive regulation of DNA-templated transcription; autophagosome assembly.
UGUUUUGUACGUUCUACAUUCUGAUCUGCGGAUCAGCUGGAGGCAGCAAUAAACAGAGGAAAUUCUGCAGCGGAAGAAAGAAAAACAGGAAAGGAAGUAGGAAAAGCUGCAGAUGUUAUGAUCUGAGAACAUCGGUGUAAUUUUUUAUUACACGAAGCCCUUCUUCUAAGAAGAACGCCUUUUAUUUUUUUUUAUAAUAGUGUUUUAGCUACCUCACCUAAAGGCUACCUAAAGCUAUGCUUUAAGAGUUGUCGUUUCUACUGUGUGUGAGAUCUCGUUUACAACUUGAAUAAUACACUUCAAAGGCUGGCCUUUGUUCCAAACCAAGUGAAACCUUACAUUUGCACUACAGAAGCCUGCUUGGUCCUGUUUGUAAAAUCCAAGAUCAAGCACAGGGCUUUGAGUGGAAACAAGGAAAUCAGGCAAAGAACAGCAUUAAACUAUUACAUAUAAAUAAAGAGACAAAAAAGGGGGCAGCUAUAGCUUUUUCUUCAUAGACAACUGACCACACCAGUCAUCAAAACUUGACAAUACAGGAAGCAAUGUUUCAGCGUCUUAGCAACCUGCUGUUUGGGGAGGUAGAGGAGGUGGCAGCAGAGCUGAAGGGACCCAAUCCAUGUGUGACGGAGGCAGACGAGGAGGGAUGGAUGCUCGUCAACCUGACUGGAGAACCUGAAUGCAUGAUGCAGGCAGAGGAUGAGACGGGAGCUCAAAAGAUUGCACAAUCAUUUCCCAACAGUAACUCACCAGAUCACCAAAGGUCACAAACCAGGACUGAGUGCCUAGACCAUAUUCCCCACCCACCUCUCAAGCGUCGUAGAACACAUAAAGGUCGUACACGAGGUGCGGUAGCAUCAUCAGACCCCCUGUCUGGUCCAGACACUAGCCCGAUAGGUGCCACAACACCCGUGAGCCAACUGAGACGGGCCAGACUAUCCAAACCCUCCUCCACCCCAUCGAUGUCCCCUGGGUCUGGGAGUGAGUGCGGGGGCAGUGGGGAAACAAGUAGGGCAGGGUCGGAAAGGGGCUGCAUGGAUGAGAGCUGGUUUGUCACCCCUCCCCCCUGUUUUACUGCAGAGGGAGCCACAGCAGAGGCCAGCCCCAUGGAAGACCUGCUCAUAGAGCACCCCAGCAUGUCCGUGUACGUCUCCCCAAACAAUCUGUCCAUCAUCUCCAACAGCAAUCUGUCCGUGGUGGGGGAAGAAAGUCUUCUCAGCCUGGCUAGCAGUGUGAGAGGGCCUGAAUCACCUGCUACCCCUGCGGCCCACAGCACUAUGCCCACCAGAGUGAGCCGCGGAGCUGCUGCCCAGGCUGAUAGUCUGGCCAAGGUCACCCAAGUGGCCAGGGUCCAGCGUUACAAAGCUCGUAUGGAGCGGCGCCACCUGAGCCGCAACCACAUCCAGCGCCAAAACCGCACGAGGGAGCAGGUCCCUCGCCAUGCAGCUCACGCCAGAAACACCUUUCUUCACCAGCCCAGCAAGCGCAACUUUUGUCACUAAGCUCCAAAUUGACCAGGGGGCUUUGUUUACUCUGGAGGCAUUAAUGCUGCAGUAAAAAAUAUGUCAUUUCUUGACUAAUAGCAUAUUUUAUUUGUUCUGUUCAAGUCUGUUGUUUUUGGAGCUCCAUAGUCUUUCUGUUUAAACACCAACUGACUCUGCUUGGUAGUUUUUGAUCCUCUGCUGUUGUGAACCAGGUCUUAGUAGAAUAAUGCAGGCAUUAAAUAUCCAGAGCCGUCAGGUUAAAUAAUAAUAAUCAUAAUAAUAAUAAUAAUGCAUGAAAACCUACAAAAGUUAUUUUAUUUUCACACAUUUUCAAGGUGUAAUGCUUCAUAAUACUGAGUUAAUUUAAGACAAACCAGAUGCGUCAAGUAAAGGCUCUAUAACAUAUUCACCAUAAUAAUGAACUAUUUCAUUGUCUUUAAGGCUUUAAUGUUUGAUUUACCAACGAGAAUAGUUAAAGGAAAUAAGAAACAUCCUGUUUCAACAGAGGAUGUGUUUUGAGAUUUUUCAUCUGUGUCUUUGUGAUGGGUAACAGCAUGUAGAAGACGGACAUUGUAUGUGCAAAAUUGAGUAAAGAGUAAAGGAAACAAGACAAGGUGGCUCUGAAUGUUGGAGGAAUAAGAAAUGGUCAGGGGGAAGCUUAGCAUAACGUUUGAGUUAGUCAGCAUGGCAGGUUCUGGUGUUGGGCUAAAGAGAUAGAUUGAUGGCAGCUCUUUAUUUUGUUUUGUUACCAUUACUUUGUCCUCUGUUAUAUUUUAAAAUGGUGCUUUUUGGGGGGAGGUAUUUUAUGUAUUUUAAUUAUUUGCAUAGUUUUUGUCUGUUCCUGUCUAAUGCACAGAUUUGGCUUUUACAGACAAAAACAAAUAAGUUCCAACUUUCAUUUUUAGCCACAGUGUGGUGCUGUGUUCCUACAUUAUCCAAAUAAAUGUCAAGAAUGAAAAAAAUAAUAAAGAAGACAAAUAUUUAGAGAAAAGUAAGUGCUUAUCUUCUUAAUGCCUCAGAGCAAACAUCUCACCCAUCACUGCUUCCAUCCUCCUGCUGAAGGGCGUGCAACACUCAAUCCAACAUUCACCCAAUAAACAUCCAGCCCUUGUCAUUAUUAGCACAUCCAGAUCUAAUAAUGUCCACUUUAGAGAUCUAGCUAGCGGAUAUGUAUUCAACAACAAUAGUAAACAAUGGUGCUCAAGUGUAUACUAAUGUUUGUAAAAAUGAUCUGAGACAUGGAUGUCAGUUUGCACUGUCGAAUAUUUUGUGAGUCAAAGUUUAAGCAGUUCUUCAUUUUUUGUCUUUUUUGUGAUUUUUUUCCCUCCAUUUUUGUUUUGAUCCUGACUGUGUGUGGGAAGGUGUACCGAUGAGUUAAAUGCUACGAACUCCUAUGUGGAGUGGGGGAAAAAAAAGAAAAACAUGAAUGCUUGUCUUUUAUUUUCUCUUGUAAAUAUAAGAAACCGAUUUAUGAUGCUCCGUUAGAUGUCAAAGCCUCUCAGGACUCGAGUCCAUAACGUUAUGUCUGGUGGAACUGAUGAAAACUUCACCUCAGUGCUCAUUUUCCAACCAUGGAAGUGGUGUCAUUACCCCAGUCAGUUUCAUAAUAAGUAUAAAAACAGCACCAGACUCAGAGUUGAUGUGCCACAGGAAAACACUGCCCUCUAGAGGGUCCAGCACCGGCUGCAUCUAACGUCACAGAUGGUGCGUUUAAAACUCUCUCUGGAUUCCCAAUAACAGUGUCUGACAUUAUUAAUUUCUCCUUUAUUCCUCUUUUUUCCUGUCUGACAGUAAUACUUUAAAUGGAAAAAGUAUGUGCACUCAAUGCGUGUUAAUUUAUGAUAAAACACCAAUAAUAUCCUGUUUUUGUUUGUUUUGAAGAUGAAUAUCAUAUAUCCUGUCGAAUGAUCUUGUGCUGGGUAUCUGAGGUGACACACACACACACACACACACACAGAAAGCAUUUGUUUAGGAAUUUAAACUCUUCCAAUGCUUGCUAUUGAAGGUGCCUCAGGAUGAGAAAAAUGUUUGUGUGUUUGGAAAAACAGCAUGUAUGGUGUCAUAAUGAGAGGUCAAAGGUGAAUGUGUGUAAAAGAAAAAUAUAUGUCACCACAGACAAAACUGCGGUCUAAAUCCUUUUUUAAACUUAUUUACACCAUCCAAAUGCCAAAUAUUUUAAUGUUUUUAUUUAUUAUCAAUACAGGGAGUUAAUAUUUUUGAAGUGUGUUUUUAUGAAAAUGAUAUGAAGAAUUAACAUCUUGCCUGUUAUGAAUAGCUUUUUAAGCAGCAUCAAUUUUAAGGAGACAAAGAUUAGUUCCACUGGAUUGAUAGCUAAAGGCUAGUCAGUUCUGUUGCCAACUCUAAUCUCGUAAUUGGUCGAUAUGAACACUUUUCAUAUACUUUUAUAUUAAAGUUAUCAGGUUUUCAGCAAAUCUGGCUGCUGAGCUAAUGGUCCGUAAUACUUCCUGUUCAACUGAAAUGCUUACAGUCAGAAUCUCAUUUUUUUCUCUGCCCAGUUAGUAAUGUAAUGAACAACUGACUCAAAAAAAAAAAAAAGAUUUUGGACUACUAUUGAAUUUUUGAGGUUGGAGCAUAAACCCACGUUGGAAUAGGUCCUGGUGUGAUUAGCCGUUAGCUUGUCUGUCUAAUUGGCUGCUCAAAGAGCUGUCUGCAACAGGUUAGAUUUUAUUUGUUCAUAACUAUUCCACAAAAACCCAAUUCAAAACAUUUCCACUAUCGUUUAAAGGUGCAGUUUUCAGAGGGAAGGCCAUCCCAGUCUGGAACGGUGUCACCUGGCAUGUGUGACAGAGGGGAUGAAAGCAAGGGCCAAAUGAGGCAGGAGAUAAAUAGUUUCCAUAAAUAAAAGAGAAAUGUAUUAUAAAUAUUCUAUAUAACUGCUUGUAUUUUUCCACAUAUAUAUUAGAAGAGUAUUUCAACUAAAGGCAUUGAAUUCUGAA